UCCCGGGGAGACCCCAGGCAGGGUCCCCGUACGUGGCGCGGCUGGCCUUUCGCCUUGGGCGCGUGAGGGGCGUGAGGCCCGGCCUGACCGGAGCCCACUCCGGUCAGAAGAGAGAGGAAUCGCGGGCUGCGCCAAGCUCAGAGAGGUGAGGACCUUGGUCUCAGGAGGUGACACAGCAGUUCAGAAGAGGAGGAUUCCCAGGCCCUGUCAGGAGUCAAUGAAGGUGAAGAGCUUGGCCUGACCUGGUGACAUCAGCAGAGGGAAGAGUUCCAGGAUCUGUGACGAGUCAAGGUAAGGGACUUGGAACUGAGGUCCUUAGUCUGAGUGUGAAGGCCGGGGAACGGAAGAAGCCACAUCAGAUCAGAAGAGGGAGGAGUCCCAAGCUCUGCUAGGAGUUAAGGUUUCCAGAGGACGAACUGUCCAGGAAGACAGGAGCCCUGUGAAGCCCGAGAGCGUCCCCCCCCCCCCCCCCCGCCGCCAAAAGAGCCUGCCUGUGGCACCCGAUCUCCCACCAUCCCGCUCACACUUCUACUUGUUGCUGCCAACUAGAGGCAUCAUGCUUCACUCUCCAAAGCGUCCGCGGCUCACAUUGGAACCAGACUUUCAGGCCCAAAAUGAGAUACAGGACCUGGCGGUGGCCCAUGUUCUCAAGGCCGAGGAGGAGGAGGAGGAGGAGACUUCCUCCUCUUGCUCUUUCAAUUUCUCCUAUCCCUCCACUUCCUCCUCCCUGCAUUCCUCUCCUGUGAUCCCGGUUUCCAAAGAGGAGAAGGAGGUGGAGGAGAAGGAGCCUGAGAAGGAGCCCGCCACAACCUUGAGUCCUCCCCACAACCCUCAGAGCCCCUGCUUCUUCUCCGUAUCACGGAGCACAUCAGAAGGAGGCUCCGGUAGCCAAGAAGAAGAUCUAUGUUUCCCGCAGACCUCAACAGACACCGAAUCUUCGCCCACAGACCCACUAGAUGAGAGGGUAGCUGAUUUAGUGAAUUUCAUGAUUCUUAAGUACCGAUUGCAGGAGCUCGUCACAAAGGCAGAAAUGCUGAUGGUUAUCAUGAAAAGGUACAGGAAACAUUUCCCUGUGAUCUUUAAGAAAGCUUCUAAGUUUAUGGAGGUGAUCUUUGGCAUUGAUAUGUGGGAGGUGGACAUUUCUGUCCCCUCCUAUGUCUUUGUCAACUCACUGGACCUCACUAGUGUUGAGGUGUCUAGUGACACCCACGGCAUGCCUAAGAACGGUCUCCUGAUAAUCAUCCUGGGUGUGAUCUUCAUAGAGGGCAAUCGCAUCCCUGAGGAGGACCUCUGGGAUUUCCUGAAUAUUAUGGGAGUGUAUCCCGGGAGGGAGCAUUUCAUUUAUGGGGAGCCCAGGAAGCUCAUCACCAUAGAUUGGGUGUAUGAGAAUUACCUAGAAUACCGGCGGGUGCCUGACAGCAAUCCUCCACGCUAUGAAUUCCUGUGGGGUCCCAGGGCCCAUGUUGAAAUCACCAAGGUGAGAGUUCUAGAAUUUUUGUUUAAGAUCAAAGGGAUUGACCCCCUUUCCUUCUCAUUUUGGUAUGAGGAGGCUUUAAAAUACGAGAAAGAGGGGCGCCUGGGUGGCGCAGUCGGUUAAGCGUCUGACUUCAGCCAGGUCACGAUCUCGCGGUCCGUGAGUUCGAGCCCCGCGUCAGGCUCUGGGCCGACGGCUCGGAGCCUGGAGCCUGUUUCCGAUUCUGUGUCUCCCUCUCUCUCUGCCCCUCCCCGUUCAUGCUCUGUCUCUCUCUGUCCCAAAAAUA
Molecule: messenger RNA, 1760 nt
Organism: Neofelis nebulosa (Clouded leopard)
Lineage: Eukaryota; Metazoa; Chordata; Mammalia; Carnivora; Felidae
Product: melanoma-associated antigen 10-like
Exons: 6
Coding region: 557-1597 (346 amino acids)
Biological process (GO): negative regulation of transcription by RNA polymerase II
Cellular component (GO): nucleus
Source: RefSeq, a predicted model, not a curated record